AUGACACAACAAGAUGAAAUAAUCACGUUGUUGUCACAAAUAAUUAGUUUAGUUGGUGGUCCGACACCUCAACUCACAUCCUUAACCAAAUUUUAUUCAAAUUUAUCAGGGAGUUAUGAUGACAUGUUAAAUUUAUUAUUAGAAGUUCCCCUUCAAAAUUUAGUGUGUGAUACAACCCCGACACUCUCGUUAUUACUCUCUCCAAUCUUUCAUUUUCUUCUCCCUUUUUUGACAUCCCAAAACGAAGUACCCGACCUUCCAAAAUCAAUCCCAGUGUUGUCAUUCCUCCACAGAACAGAUCACACCAUUUCUCCACCACAAAUCGUUCCGUCUCAAAGAUCGAAAAUUCUAGAAGAUGUGAUCUCGUUAGUCAACCCAACAAAACGAAUCGAAAUCACAGCAGACUCACUCGAAGACGCAAAUGAACAAAUUUCAAUCUCCGCACUUCGUCAAGCCUCAAAACCGUAUGCUUGUCACUUUCUUUUUUACGAGCACUCAGAAAAUACAGGUGGUUUAGUUAAUUUUGAAGGUGUUUUCGAGUCGACCCCAAUUAAAUAUGACUUUCCCCUAAAAAAUCGGGAAACUGUGGACUUUUUAGCCGCAAUCACAAGUGGCUUGUCAUCUUGUCAGACUGUCAAUCUUGGGAAGAUUGAUUUGGACAGCGGUACUUUAGGGAACUUUUUGGGGAAGUGUAUUUGUAAUGGGUUUGACUCUUCGGACCGGACUUUUCUGUACAAGACAUUGUCACUACAAAACCCUCGAGUCGACGAGGCGGUGCUCCUCGGUAUUAUCAAACGCGACUCGUUCUCAAAAAGCUCAGAGACGGAGCAACUGAUCAAAAUCAUAUUGAACCCAUCCGUCCAAAACCCACCCGACCUUUCAACCCAGUUUCUUGCGUUGAUUGCAUAUGCUUUUGUGUAUCAGAACUGCCCAAAUAAGGAGAGAGACACUUAUUGUCUUUCAAAGGCAUUUACAAGAUAUCCCCGAGGGACACAAAGCACGGCGGGGAUCUUUUGUGGGUUAGUUGCUCUUGGCAUUUUCCACUUUGGUGGAGGAUUUGAUGUCGACCAAGUCGAGGCGAUGAAACGAAUAAUGAAUGGCGCGAGGUAUGGCAAACCUUUGAAUAUCAUUAAUUGCACAGAAGGCACAACAAGUACAUUUGGAUGGGAAUUGGAGAGUGCUGAGAACAUCGAGAAUUUCCAAGACGUCAGAUUUGAUAACCGAAGGAUCCCAACCCUUAUCACCGUGCCGGCAGUGUGUUUGUCCCUUGGACUUGGGUACUUUGAUACCGACAAUUUCGAUAUAGCACAAAUAGUGGAACUGCCUCGGGGACUUCGCGACAUCUGUGCGAUUCGGCCGGAUGACAUCUUUGCACGGAUUUUGUGUAAAAAUCUGAUUUUCUUUGACAAAAUAGAAAAGAGUGAGGCCUGGAUAUUUGCGAACAUUCCUGAAGAACUGUCCCAUCGCAAGUUCUCUGCGUUUGAAAUGGUGAACGCAAAGUACUUUAUUAUAGCGUCGGCGUGUUAUGUGUUGGCUUUAAAAUACGCGGGAAGCUUUGAUAGUGUUUUAAAGAGUGUGUUUCUCAAGUUCAUUAAGAAGAUUCAAGACAGUCUAUUUGCGGCUAUUCGAUCGGCAAAUCAGAAUUUCACGUUGAACACACCGCACUUUGACAGAUCUUUGAAAAUAAUGUGUUUGUCCAUUGCAUUGCUCUUUGCGGGGAGUUGUGAUAAAGAAAUAUAUGAGGUGUUCAAACGAAUUUAUUCAGUGUGCGAUGAGUACAUCACAUUUGGUUCUCACGCCGUCAUGAGUACAUCAAUUGGUCUUUUGUUCUGUGGGUUUGGCGAGUUUUCACUCGACUCUAAGAGUUACAACAUACCAAAAUUGGUACUGGGCUUUUAUCCCCUCUUUGAGCCGGACAUUUCAAACGAAGUGAUCUACCCAAAUUUAUUGAAACAGGUCGGGUUGUUGUGUCUUGAAAAACGGUACUUUAGGUGCUAUAAUUACUCAACAAAACAAUACGACACGGCAGAUGUCGAGUUGGUGUUAUCAGAACAAGGGCAAGACGAGUAUAAAACAGAAACGAUGAAGUGGUCGUUGCCAUCUCUCUUACCAAAACUUGAAUUUAUAAGCAAAAUAAAAACGACUCAUAACUUUCUCUUCAAUCAACUCGACAUCAAAGAAAAUGGUGGGAAAGUGUUGUGCGUGAAGAAUUCUAUAUUUGCGAAAGACGUGGAUAUGGAGGAUUUCGAAGACGAGUUGGGCAGUGAAGAUCAAGACGUUCUGAUUGUGCGGAAGAUGGCGAGUGCAGUUGAAAAGUCCUCAGAGUGGAUGAUGAGCAAAGUUCGCGAAACACAAAGAAAUGCGCUUGAGACUUCGAUUCUCAAGUUACUAGUUGCGGGGUUCAAAAUGUUUGGGGAUGAAAGAAUGAGACUUAUUGCAGAAUCCGUAAAUUUAUUACUUUGA
This is a messenger RNA of Entamoeba invadens IP1, 2463 nucleotides long. RefSeq lists its product as hypothetical. The record is from RefSeq and is a predicted model, not a curated record. Gene Ontology annotation, cellular component: anaphase-promoting complex. Bases 1 to 2463 code for a protein of 820 amino acids. The transcript has 3 exons. Gene Ontology annotation, molecular function: molecular adaptor activity. Gene Ontology annotation, biological process: protein K11-linked ubiquitination; metaphase/anaphase transition of mitotic cell cycle; anaphase-promoting complex-dependent catabolic process. NCBI's taxonomy places the organism in Eukaryota, Evosea, Mastigamoebida, Endamoebidae.